CACGUCUCUCCUACAGGUGGUGGUGAGGGCCCUGGAGGAGGCGGGGAGCAAGGCGGAGGUGCUGGCGGUCGUAUCGCAGAUGACCUCUCUGGGUGUGGACGGCGGCCACAUCUGUCGCCUCAUAGCGCGUCUCGGGGGCGUGAGGAGCCUGCUGGGGGUGUGCCUGGAGCCUCGGUUGCGUCAGUGUCGCGUCGAUACCCUGAGGGCGCUGGCCACCGUCUGCUGCGUCGUGGAGGGCAUCGCCGAGCUGGAGAAGGCUGGAGGUGUGGAGGUCGUGGCGGAAGUGUUGUGUGACGAGGACUGCCUGGAGGAGGAGCGGAGUGAGGCGGCCGGGGUGCUGGCGCAGAUCACCUCCCCCUGGGUGGAGAACACCCACCGUCUGGCGGCUCUCCACGCCCACAUGCGCCCCAUCGUGGCCGCCCUCACAGAUCUGGCGGAGUUUACACGGGUGCCUGAGGUAUUCCUGCUGGCGUCGGCGGCACUGGCGAACUUGACCUUCCUGGACGGCGGGUGUGUGAGUGCCAUGAGGGCCGCUGGCACCACCCGCGUCCUCCUGAAGGACGCCCGCGACAACCCCAACCUUUCUAUCUUCACUAAGGACCAGAUCGCGACGGUGUUGGCCAACCUGGCGGGGUCUCAGGAGGCAGCAGAAGAAGUCGUUGCGGGCGGAGGCGUGGGCGUCCUACUGGCGCUGCUCAACACCCGCCCGGCGCCCACCCACCGCCUCCCAGAAGUGGCCACGGCAGAGCGGGUCCAACAGAAGUCCGCCAUCGCCAUCUCCAGGUUGUGUCGUGAGUCGAGUGUGGCGCGGCAGGUGGUGGAGCUGGGCGGGGCGGAGCGUCUGGUGAGGCUGUGUAAAGACGAACAAGAACGUAACCACAGCGACGCCGUCCUCGUCGCCUGCCUGGCGGCGCUGCGGAAGAUGGCGUCGUCACUUGGUCUGGAACAGCUGAGAGGAAUGGACGCCGCCGAGUUAGUGGAGCCUCGUCUGCUGGACUCCUUCCUCAUCUACUCCUCCCGGCAGGAGAGUUUUGUCUAAGGGCAGGAACAGACCCUUGAAUACAGUCCCACGAGCCCCGGCGAGGGUAGGAAGCCGAGGGAGAACCUUCUCCUCUCACACACAAAGUCCUCUGACAUUCCUCUUAUGAAGUAAUCGAUGAAGCUCACAGAUUCACCCCUAUGUAUGAAACUAUCACAAAGUUGUACCACGAAGGGCAUUUUGAUACCACGAGUCGCUAGUGUGAGGUGGACGAUCCAGACGGUCGUGUGAAUCAGGGCACUAGACCCCUGGGCCCUCAGUAGUGACUUACAGGACCAGAGGAGAACAGGUUAAUGCUCUCGAGGCUCCGUCCUGUAUCUGUCGACGGCUGAGGUGGAGUUCUCCCCCUCCCCACCCCCCACCUCUCUCUCUCUCUCUCUCUCUCUCUCUCUCUCUCUCUCUCUCUCUCGUGUUGACUCUUGUCCUCCGAAACUGUCAACACAAACACUCGCCAGGCGUCAAUUCUCACCUCAAAAUUUUAUCCCUUACCUUAACAAUGGUCGUGAGUGCUAAGUACCGUGAAUAACGAACCAGUGUGACAAAAGUCCAUCUCUUCACUACCUCCCAGUUAAGUGCUGAAAAAAGUGACUUACAGUGAUCGGGUGUGUAUUAAGUGCCUCGACUGACACUUAGUGGUGAUCAUGGUGUCUAACUCAAGUGUGUUGUUGUGUCGUCGAGUUCCUCUUACCUUAUAUGAGCUGUAAAUAAUGUUACUCUGGAGGUCGAAUAAGAGUGACUUCAUGAGGUCGAGUGUACUUUGAGUGAUGUCGAGUGAUGUUCUCUGUGUCGACGUGUAUUACUAAGUGGACUUCAGUGUGCUAGGUGAUGUUGUUCCUUCUGUCGAGAUACACUUGGUCAACACAGGUCAAGGUGAUGCUCCAAGUGACUCUGAACGAUAACACUUGACGCUAACGAGAGAAAACUGACUAAAAAUAAAAAUCCCUGACCAAUAUUAAUAUCUGUUCCGCACCACAUUAAAACUGGUCACAUAAAUAACAACUGUUGCCCUCCACUAUAUUAUAUUUAAGUAAGAUUUUAAUGGUAAUAGUGAGAGUGAAAGUGGCUCUCCCUUAGGCACGCUGACCCGACACUGCUCUUGACCCUCAUUCACAGCUGGGUCGACCGAGGGUGUCUCUUAAGGUGCAUACCAGGUGAGUGCUGUGUUCUCUCGCCCACCACAUAUCUUUAAUCUUAAUAAACUGUAAAAAUAACAAUAUGUAUCAAGACUUAUUGUUUAUUUUGUAUAUAUAAUCUGCAAUACAUAAAAAUAUAAGAUGAAUUUGAUGUAUUACAUAUAAAUAACACUAAGAUGUACUGUAAUUAUGUAAUACCACAUGUACUGUAAUACUGUAAUAUGCCUUCAGCUGUCCUCCACAACCCUAGUCAAAUCUCUAUACCAAAUAUAGACUUUAAUGUCCUUUUUUUGUAUAUUAUUAUAUUUUUCGAAUAAAACUUAUGUGAA
This is a messenger RNA of Homarus americanus (American lobster), 2501 nucleotides long. Its product is annotated as protein inscuteable homolog. The coding region runs from base 80 to 1039 and encodes 319 amino acids. The record is from RefSeq and is a predicted model, not a curated record. Gene Ontology annotation, biological process: regulation of asymmetric cell division; asymmetric cell division; apical protein localization. The transcript has 6 exons. Gene Ontology annotation, molecular function: protein binding; cytoskeletal adaptor activity. Lineage: Eukaryota; Metazoa; Arthropoda; Malacostraca; Decapoda; Nephropidae. Gene Ontology annotation, cellular component: apical cortex.